Molecule: messenger RNA, 876 nt
Organism: Fusarium vanettenii 77-13-4
Lineage: Eukaryota; Fungi; Ascomycota; Sordariomycetes; Hypocreales; Nectriaceae
Exons: 2
Coding region: 1-876 (291 amino acids)
Biological process (GO): mRNA cis splicing, via spliceosome
Cellular component (GO): spliceosomal complex; cytosol
Source: RefSeq, a predicted model, not a curated record
AUGACAAUCACAACAAUCCGCGCAAAGCCGUCUCUCGGCGACUACACGCCCCUGGAGGAGUACCAGUCUCAAACUCCCCAGAGCUUUGUGAGCGGAAAGCCAAUCCUUCACUAUCAUAUCGAGGGCGCAAAGGCCCAGAUCCCUAAGGCGGAUAGCGGCAGUCUCGCUCUAUUCCCUGCCGACUCGAACCAGAAGCCUGAGAACGACGGCGUUAAUGGCGACGCCGAGAAGUUUGUUGAGCAGACGGUCGAUGUCUUUGUUAGCUCCGAGAACGUCAUCCUCUUCAGCCUCAAGGCAGAAGUUGGCAUCACGAUCCCAUACCCCUCGAUAGGCAUCCACGGCACUCAGAUGGUUGUUGACAUCGCAAGUGGUGAGCGCCAAGAAGCUGUGUGGAUGCAGAUCGAGCUCUCCGAUGGUGGCGCCGACGACGACGAGUUCGACACUGUUUCCCUGACCGUCAUCCCUCCCAAGGCGGAAUCCGGCCCCAGCUCUACCCAGCAGAUGUACUCGGCCAUGUCCAACUGCUCCGACCUUCACCCCGACCCUAACGAUGGAGAGGAUUCUGAGGAGGAUGACGAUCGUAUUGUCUUUGAGAGUGCGGUCGAGCACGAGGCUGUUGAGGGUUUCACCGGCGUUCUGCGGGGAGCUGCAGAUGGCGGUCUCCCUCCUCCUAUGCCUGGAAGUGGUGGAUGGAUCACGGCGGAUAAUGUCCACGAGUACUUUGAUAAGGACGGAAACUGGCUCGGGGAGGAUGCCGAGGAGGAGCUUGGCGAGGGAGCAGGCAGAGUCCGAGUUAGAGACGAGGUCGAGGGAGAUGCCACAGCCGAGAGCCGUCCAGCUGAUGAUUCCGAGAACAAGCGACCACGGGUGGAAUAA